CAGCACCAGAAAACGCGAGUUAGUGAGUUCCUGAGUUAAUGACUGGAAACAAGUCGGCGGCUGCUUUUGUAUUUCUCACGUACGGUGUCCCUAGUUUGUUUUAAACCCGGCUCGAAAACACACGAACGGUGACAGGGGCUCUACAACCAAAAGGAGAAUAUUAGCCCAGCCGUUGCAAAAUGGGAAAAUUCGCGGCUCCGCAGAGUGAUUGGAAAGUCUAGUUUAGCUAUCUGAUAACAUGGAGGAGUGCCUGGACGAUUACUCAAUGUGACAGCACCAUGGAUCAACUUUUUGAGAGUGAGGCUCGAGUAAGUGCCGCGUGGCGAUCCACUUUGAUGGCGUUACAAUUGUUCAUUUUCAUCCUGGACAUGGUAUCGGACGUGGCCGUGUCCAUCGAGCUUUUCAAGAGGGUGCCGUGGGCCGGAGGAGUAUGCCUGUCGUUCGUAUUUGUGCCGAUUGUUGCGUAUGGAGUUCACGAAACUGUGAAAUUGUUCACUUCCGAGGAGGAAAAGACAUGGCAAAAGGUCGUGGGAAGAGUGCUGGACAUUUUAUUCUGUCCAAUGUUUGCGUUUAUAAGGUAUUUGGAAAAGCUUUUUUGGCUAAUUGAAGCGAGCAUCUCAAAGAGCAAAGAGCAGCGAGAGUUGGCGGAGCGAAGGGCAGAGGAGCCGAGACGCAUUGAAUGGUACAUAGCGUGGAGAGCGCUUUUUCAAGCGGCGCCUCAGUCUCUCCUGCAAAUGAUGCAGCUCCUUCUCAUUGCGGACGUCAAUCUCGGCGUGCUCCAGGUGGUUUGCGCAUUUACUUCAAUUUUGUCUGUGACGAUUUUCGCGAGCAAGUUCUCCCGGUUCGAGUCGCAAGACGCAAACGUCGCCCCCUGGCCGCACCAAAAACUGAUCUCGGACAAGCAUUCUAAUUCACAAAGUCGACCUCUUCUGAAGUCAUCGCCGCAAGAACAAAGGACAAAGAAGACGAGUGACGUGCCAGACUCGGCAAGGGCUUUGAAAUUCCCGCCCUUGACUAUUGUCCUGCCUGCCGGAAACACAGACAGCGGCAUCGAAGCUGACGUUCCUCAGUCGCCUCCUCCGCCCCCGCUGCCUCCAAGGGCGUCCAGCCUACUGGCACCUAACAGGCCCCCGUCUCGUGUGCUCCACUCGAAUGAAAUGGAUUCGAUUUUGAGCGAGAACGAUUAUAAGAAAAUGCCCUUUUUGCGAUAUUCUUAUGUUGAAAGAAGUGAGCGAAUGGCGGCAAGUAUGGACGCGGCCAACAGAAGGUCCUCUUAUCACUAUUUGCAAGCGAUCGAAAGUGACGGAAGCAACAGAACUUCGAUUGUUGCGGCUUCAAGCAUCAUCACACCACCUGACUUUCCUGCCCCUGCUCCUCCUGAAUUUACUUCUCUUAAACCCCCGCCUGGCAAGUUCGACACCGUAGGGAGAUCAGCUCUGCAGCUCCCAACUCGAAAAAAGGGUCGGAAAUAUUUGGAAAGCGACUCGACGGCUGGCAUAGGAAUUCUCCAUCUGCACUGGUUCCUCUUUUUCAUUUCACGCACCAUCGCCCUCGGCGGGCUAUUGACCAUCGUUCCAUACAUGUUAGUGGCCGCUCUCGUGGCCUUAGGUGCGGUAGUUGGCCACGUGGCCGCCAUGGCCGCCGUCAUUACAGUCAACAGCGAUAGGUCAACUGUGAAAAUAUGGCGCAGCAUUUUAAUUGCUGCUUCAUCGCUGUAUUGUUUAGUCGAGUUCGGAGUCAAGUUUGAGAAAAUCACGCGCAUCAUGGUAAUUUAUUGGCCGCUCAUUUUCGUCGAGAACUUCGCGGCCGGCUUUUUCGUUUAUAGACCAGACGCCACAUCAGUUACUGAAAACUGGUGGUCGAUUUAUUUCUUUUACACAAUGAUUGUGACCUAUGUUCUCGCCGUGGCUUGUCUCAUGUUUUACAAGUUGGUGCUUCAUCCCAGAAGAUAUGUGAUUUAUUACGAGUGAGUUUAUUAUAAGUGUUAUGAAUAUUCAAUAAUGCCUGCUGCAAUCAAAUAAAAUUAAUUUUAUGUGA
Neocloeon triangulifer is the source of this 2037-nucleotide messenger RNA. RefSeq lists its product as uncharacterized. Bases 279 to 1970 code for a protein of 563 amino acids. Gene Ontology annotation, cellular component: plasma membrane. NCBI's taxonomy places the organism in Eukaryota, Metazoa, Arthropoda, Insecta, Ephemeroptera, Baetidae. The record is from RefSeq and is a predicted model, not a curated record. The transcript has 5 exons. Gene Ontology annotation, biological process: engulfment of apoptotic cell; apoptotic process involved in development; phosphatidylserine exposure on apoptotic cell surface.